AUGAGUGUGGAUAAUCGACAACUCUCCUCGAAGACCGGACAUGUAGCUGUUCAGCACAGUAAUGAGGCUUCAACAGGCCGUCAUGACAUUAUACGAAUCAGGGACUUGAAAAUCAACGUCCCGGUAUCAACCACCGGAGACGGGACAGACCAACAAGGCGUCCUAGUCACCCUCGCCAUCGUGCAUGACACACGCUCCACCGCUGCAACGGACGACUUGGCUCGCUCUAUCAACUAUGCGUCGGUCUCGGAAACUGUGUCGCAGGUGCGGGGCACUUCAAGCGUUCUAUCACUCGAAGCUCUAUUGGAGCGGGUGUGCACGUCGUGCUAUGGCCGACAUCCGGAGGUGCAGGAGCUCUCGGUGAGAGCCAACGUCGCUCUUUCAACCGACAUUACAGCUGGUAUCGAGAUAUAUUCCUCGAGGAGCGUCCCGCACGCUGCAGCAUGGCGUUCCUUCCUCGAAGGACUGGAGUGUCAGACUAUCAUCGGAGUGAACCCGGAGGAGCGGGAUGUAAAACAACCCGUUUUACUCAACGUCACGCUCGAUGCUUCGCGCAGUCCUCAGGAACCUCUGAAUCUUCGAGGGCUCGCAGCGACCAUCAUGCAGGGUGUGACUGAUAGCUCGUAUCUUACGCUGGAAGCGCUUGCGUCGUAUGUAGCACGCAUCGCCCUCUCGCAAUGCACGGAGCCGUCGUGUCGUGUAACAGUGCGAGCCUCGAAGCCGCAUGCGCUGCGUCCGGUCGCGGAGGCAGCGGAGGUGGAGGUCUCACGUACGCUGGAGGAUUACCAGCGCGAAUCAGCUGUAGACGCUUCGGAAGUCACAAAGGUCUCGCCGUCGGAACGAGCAAGGAGCAAGACACCAACCUUUGCCUCUCUGCUCGCUUCUGUCCUUGGGCGGAAGGCACCGGUCAGGUACCCUCAUCGGGCUGCGAUUGCGCUCGGCGCAAAUCUGGGCGAUCGCUGUGCCAAUAUCGAGCUUGCGCUCCGUCUUCUGGACCUUCCCCCUGAGGGGAUGCAGACGCCGAGAGCUGUGGUGGUUGAUACGAGCUUCAUGUACGAGACUGCGCCAAUGUAUGUCACGGAUCAGCCGAAGUUCAUCAACUGCGCAUGCAUGAUCGAGACAGACAUGGGACCAUUGGAGCUACUCAGUUACGUCAAGUAUAUCGAGGCAACGGUCGGGCGGGUCACGUCUUUCCGAAACGGCCCACGAGCGAUCGACCUCGACAUUCUCACGUACGAUUCGGAGGUCUUUGAUUCACGGCCUGCCACUGAGCGAGGUGCGCUGGACAACUUGGCAGGCCAGCUCGUCGUACCCCAUCCGCGCAUAGCGGAAAGGGAGUUCGUCCUCCGGCCGUUGAGAGAUAUGAUCCCGGAAUACGUACAUCCGACGUUACACAAGUCUGUCCGCACGCUCUUCACCGAGCUCCUCGCACGCUCAGGUCCGGACGUAGCGCCCAUGUACAAAGUAACGCCCUUUCCGCGUUACGGGCUCCCCACCCAACCUCCUUCACGGCCGCCGUCUCCGUCGCUCUCUGACGUUCCGCCCGUCCCACCUACUGCUGCAUACUGGACGUAUCCUGUCGCGCCAAGCAAGGCAAAGCAGCGCCGCACGACGUACAUCAUGGGCACGUUGAACGCGACGCCAGACUCGUUCUCGGAUGGCUCGAAGCAUAACACCAUCCCUGCUGCCCUCGCGUACGCGAAGUCGGCGGUGGCUGGUGGUGCCGCGAUCAUCGACGUCGGUGGCUACUCUACCCGCCCGAGGGCCGCGUGGGUGUCUCCACAGGAGGAGACCUCGCGCGUCGUUCCUGUCAUUGAGGCCAUCCGCGCCAUCGGGCAGGAUGAGGGUGACGACCAGGCCUUGCGCUCAAAAACGGCGAAUGUCCUGAUCAGCGUGGACACCUUCCGAUCAGAGGUCGCAGAAGCGGCCGUACGUGCUGGUGCAAACUGCAUCAACGAUGUCUACGCAUUCGUCGGGAACCGGUGGCCGCUCGACGAAUCUUCCGCGGAGGACUUCCUCGAGAUGCGCCGCGUCGCGCGCGAGCUCGCCGUCCCUGUCGUGCUGAUGCACUCGCGUGGAGAGGCGUCCGCGAACAAAGACUACUCGCAGUAUGCAUAUGCCCAGGACGCGGACGGGUGCGGAACCGUGCUCGAGGGAGUCAGAGUCGAACUGGGCGAGAGAGUCGAGGCGGCCGUGAAGGGCCCGGGCGGGAUCCGGAGGUGGAACGUCAUCGUCGAUCCUGGUAUCGGGUUCAGCAAGACGGUCGAGGGCAAUUUGGAGUUGCUGAGAGAUGCGAGCAAGCUCACUGCCGAGCUGUGGAGUUGCCGGGGGAGGAACCAGCUUGCGGGGUAUCCGCAGCUGAUCGGUGCGUCGCGCAAGUCAUUCCUUGGGACUAUUUUGGCGCAGCCAGACGAGGGCGGGAACUAUGAGGGACGGGAGACAACGGCCAGCGAGCGAAGUUGGGCCACCGCUGCUGCGGUGAGCUGCGCCGUUCAGCAGAGAGCUGAGGUAGUGCGGGUGCAUGAUGUCUUGGAAUUGGGCGAUGCCGUGAGGAUCAGCUCAGCAAUAUGGGAUGUGUACUAG
Rhodofomes roseus is the source of this 2583-nucleotide messenger RNA. RefSeq names its product Dihydropteroate synthase. NCBI's taxonomy places the organism in Eukaryota, Fungi, Basidiomycota, Agaricomycetes, Polyporales, Fomitopsidaceae. Gene Ontology annotation, biological process: tetrahydrofolate biosynthetic process. Gene Ontology annotation, cellular component: mitochondrial envelope. The transcript has 5 exons. Bases 1 to 2583 code for a protein of 860 amino acids. Gene Ontology annotation, molecular function: dihydroneopterin aldolase activity; 2-amino-4-hydroxy-6-hydroxymethyldihydropteridine diphosphokinase activity; dihydropteroate synthase activity. The record is from RefSeq and is a predicted model, not a curated record.